AUGCCUACAAGGCCUCCGAAUCCGAAUCCAUCACUGAACGCUAGCAAGUGUUCACGUCUAUUUCAAGAAUGGGUAUCUCCAUUUGUUUCAAAAUGUCGUAAACAAGGUACACUUGAUGUUAAUGAUCUCUAUGAACCUCUUCCUGAUUGUGAAUCAGCAACACUAACAAAUAAACUUGAAGCAAAUUGGUUUGCUGAAACUAAACGAAAUCCUGACAAACCAAGUCUCAUACGAGCUACAUUAUGCACUAUGAGAUGGAAACCAUUACUCUUUGGUCUUAUUCUUAUUCCUGCUGAACUUCUCAAUAUUAUUCGACCACUCUUACUUACAUUUUUGAUGAGAUUCUUUACACCAUGUUCUACGAUGCCAGCUUGGCAUGCCUGGCUUCUAGCCAUGAGUAUAAUUUUUGUCACACUUUGCUCUAGUGCUAUUAUCAAUUAUCAAAUUUACUUAAUCGAUAUUUUGGCUAUGCAAAUGCGUGUUGCUUACAGUGAUCAACGUGUAAAGAUUAUGUCUGAAAUAAUUAAAUCAAUGCGUAUUGUUAAAAUGUACUGUUGGGAAAUGGCAUUCGAUAAAAAAAUUCGUCAUGUGAGAAGACGUGAAAUUAUUCAAUAUAUGUGGAGUUUGAUAUUUGACUGUAUUCAAAUGCUCUUUUCACAUACAUACAUGAAUGUAACAUUUUUAAUGAUGUAUGGAACAAUGUGGUGGUUCAAUAUUCGAUUUGAUAUAAGUUUUUUUGCUGUUGCAUCUUGUUUGCUUGGUCAUAUGAGAUUGACUGUUGUUGAGUUUUUUAAUAAUGCUGUGAGAGAUCUUGUUCAUUAUCUAGCUGCUCAGAAACGAAUACAGACAUUUCUUUUACUUGAUGAAUCUGAACGAGACAAUCGAUUAUUGUCUCAAUCACAUUCAGAGCUUGCAUGCAUCGAAAAAAAUGAUUUAACAAUAGUGAAAAGUGUUCCAACACAAUCACCAAAAGUUGUAUGCAAUGUGAAACAAGCACAAUGGGACAAGGAUGGAUCAUUUUGUCUUAAAAAUAUUGUAUUCGAUGCUCAUCCAGGUGAUUUGAUCUGUAUCAUUGGACCUAGUUCUCUUUUACAAACACUCACUGGUGAAAUUACAAUUUUCGAUGGAAAAAUUCGAAUGCAUGGUUCAUUCUGUUAUGUACCACAAGAAUCAUGGAUAUUUUCUUCAACUAUUAAAACAAAUAUUCUCUUUGGUAAAGCAUAUGAUCGAAACCUAUUUCGAGAUGUUGUGAAAGCAACUGCACUUGAUACAGAUUUUGUUCAAUUACCUAAUGAAGAAAAUACUCUUGUUGGUGAUCAAGGUGUUAUGCUUUCAGGAGGUCAAAAAGCACGUGUUAAUAUGGCUCGAGCACUCUAUCGCAAUGCAGAUAUCUAUCUUUUAGAUGAUCCUCUAUCUGCUGUUGAUGUCAAAGUAGCUAAACAUCUCUUUCAAAAAUCUAUUAAAAGCUAUCUUGCUGACAAGAUUUGCAUAUUGGUGACACAUCAAAUUCAAUUCUUACAAGAUGCCACUAAAAUUAUUGUACUUAACAAUGGUGAAAUGGUACAUAUGGGUAAAUACACUGAUCUGCUUGCAUCAUCAACAUCGUUUGCUCGUUUACUUGAUGAUAUUCAUCAAUUUGAACAACAACAAUCUAUCGAACUUCAUCAACAACAAUCGAUUAUUAGUUCAACAUGUUCAGACGAUGAUGAAAUUUUGAUACUUUCGAAAACUGCUGAAACAAAACAAAAAGGUAUAGUCAAACGACAUGUAUAUACAGCAUAUAUAAAAGCUGGUUUUGGUCUUAUUAUGGGUUUAUUCAUCGUGAUCAUUCUGUCAUCUAUGCGAGAAGCAACAUCAAUAUUUAGUAAUUGGUGGCUAGCAAAAUGGAGUGAUGAUGAAAGUUAUCGAUAUAGAAUUUUAGACAAUUGUACAAGUCUUCAAAAUAAUAAUAAAAAUAAUAAUAAUACGAUAUGGUCGAUGAGUAAUGCAGAAUGGAAUAAUCAUCGAAAUCAACAAUUCUACAUCUAUUGUGGCACAGUAGUCCUUGUUGGUAUGCUUAAUCCAUGGUCAUUCAUACCAGCAGUCAUAUCACUUAUUGGUUUACUAUAUGUACGUUACUGUUUUGCACCAUGUUUUCGUGAUUUGAGACGACUUGAAAGUAUUACACGUAGUCCUGUGUAUUCCUAUUUGACAUCGACUAUUCAUGGUCUUAAAGUUAUUCGAUCUUAUCAUGCAGAACACAUGUGUUCAACUGAAUUUUUCUCUCAUCUUGAUGACAAUACAAGAGCAAAUUAUCUCAUUUACAUUACAGGGCGUUGGGCUGCACUACGCUUUGAUUGGGUUGCACUUAUUUUCAUUGCUCUGGUUACCAUACUCUCAAUGACACUACGCGUCACUGGACAUAGAUAUUUUUCAACUGCCGAUAUUGCAAUGACACUUUCUUAUAGUCUCAGUCUUAUGGGACUUCUACAAUGGACAAUUAGAUUGUCAGUCGAUUUGGAAACAAGAAUGACAUCGGUAGAACGUGUACUCGAGUACUGUUCUCUGGAGCAAGAACCUCCAGCUCAAGUUCCACUGAAUCGUCGACCACCAUCAACUUGGCCAUCUCAUGGUCGAAUCGUAUUUGACAAUGUUUCCAUGUCUCAUUCGUCUGAUAAUCAGUCAUUACUUGCUCUACGUCACAUUUCUAUGACAAUUGAAGCUGGUGAAAAAGUAGGUAUUGUCGGAAGAACAGGUGCUGGAAAGAGUUCAUUAAUUCAAACAUUAUUUCGUAUGGGAACACUUGUUAAUGGACAAAUCAAAAUCGAUAAUAUUGAUAUUGCAUUGAUUGGCUUGGAUGAUGUUCGACGUCAUCUUUCAAUCAUUCCACAAGAUCCUGUUCUUUUUACAGGUACUAUGCGAAGUAAUCUCGAUCCAUUCAACGAAUAUUCUGAUGUUGAAAUUUGGCGUGCACUUGAACAGGCACAAUUGAAAACAUUAGUUGCUGAUGGAAUGUCGAAUGGAAUUCAUUCUAUAGUGAGUGAAGGUGGUUCAAAUUUGAGUGUUGGUCAAAAACAACUUGUAUGUUUAGCAAGAGCUAUUCUAAAAAUGAGUAAAAUUCUUGUGAUCGAUGAAGCUACUGCUAAUGUCGAUAAUGUCACUGAUGAAUUAAUUCAACGAGCCAUUCGUGAAAAGUUCAAAGAAUGUACAGUUCUCACUAUAGCUCAUCGUUUACGAACAGUGAUCGAUAGUGAUCGUAUUCUGGUACUUGGCAAUGGAGAAUUGCUUGAAUUUGAUUCACCCAAAAUUCUUCUCUCGAAUCCGAAUUCCCAUUUUGCUUCACUCGUCGAACAAGCAGGAGUAGCUGAGGCUGAACAUCUUCGAACAUUAGCAAAUAUGAAAUCAACGAAAGACAACCACAACCUCGAUCAAGAACUAUUACUAGAUAGCAAAGAAACUGAUCCUCUCUUGACAUAG
Rotaria sp. Silwood1 is the source of this 3456-nucleotide messenger RNA. Lineage: Eukaryota; Metazoa; Rotifera; Eurotatoria; Philodinida; Philodinidae. The record is from the annotation of a GenBank genome assembly.